Pisolithus orientalis is the source of this 957-nucleotide messenger RNA. RefSeq lists its product as uncharacterized. NCBI's taxonomy places the organism in Eukaryota, Fungi, Basidiomycota, Agaricomycetes, Boletales, Pisolithaceae. The transcript has 5 exons. The coding region runs from base 1 to 906 and encodes 301 amino acids. The record is from RefSeq and is a predicted model, not a curated record.
AUGUCCGACUGGCUGAGGGUAUCCCACCCAUCGCAACACAGAAGUCGAUUCUUUGGACUCCUCGGCAUAAAUCUGUGUUUUGCUUUCAUCCUGUUGCGACGUACAUACGGCGGUCUAUGCCGCUAUGGAAUCUUGUUCGCCAUCAGCCAGGUGUUCCCUCUGCCGUUCGAGGUCACCGCCCCCGCGCUCGGCUGGGCGCUUCUCGGCAACAUCCUUCUCGACUUGUUCAUUUUCGUCACUCUUUUUCCUAUAGUACUUGACUUCACGAGAGGUCCAGCUAUGUUCCGACUUCGGUAUGGCUUCCCACAGGAGGAAGUUGUCUUCCGGAGACCUACACUUACAACCAUGGUCAACAUCGCCGCUCAGGCACCGCAAAAGAAAGAUACAUUCUUAAAGGAUCUAUUACGACGCGCCGUCGACCCGGAAGAAAUGAAUGAGAUAAACUUUGGCUUCCCAUGGGAAGAGUGGGCGUACGACUACAAGGCGAAUGACAGCUGCGUUUCCAAGACGUGGGAUGUGAGCACCUGGAUAAAGAUGAAAUCGGCGUGGUCGGUCAUUCAGCAAAAUAGCGAGGUGGACUACGAAAUGAAGCUUGGAAUGAUGGAAAAGCUCAAAGAUAAACUACGGGAGAUGGGCCAGGAGCAGGUUUUCAUGCAGAUGACCGAAGUCAUUCGGGCACACACUGUGUACACAGACGGUGUUCCUCAGCCCGUACCGGCGGAAGUUGACAAUAUCAUUUCUGAUAUAUUCAAGCGUAACGAUCUCGAUUUUGGAGGCAUUAUGAGGGACUAUCGCCAUGGAUAUUCCGCCGAAUUUCGAGACGGGGUCGAAGAAGGAAUGAUUGACGCAUUUGAGUUCAGUUUGUCACCGUUGGCAUCCAUCCAUACAUUUACAUUAUCUGUUUGACAUGUCGUCGUCGCGUUCUCGAGUUUCAUUCGAUUAUCCACGAUGCUGCUG